Messenger RNA from Coccinella septempunctata (seven-spotted ladybird), 2575 nucleotides. Its product is annotated as zinc finger protein 639-like. Gene Ontology annotation, cellular component: nucleus. The coding region runs from base 106 to 2505 and encodes 799 amino acids. The transcript is spliced from 2 exons. The record is from RefSeq and is a predicted model, not a curated record. Gene Ontology annotation, biological process: regulation of gene expression. NCBI's taxonomy places the organism in Eukaryota, Metazoa, Arthropoda, Insecta, Coleoptera, Coccinellidae.
UCUAAAAACAAAGAGUAACAACAAAGUUUGGUAACAACUUCUUGGAUCAACCUCUUCUCCCUGAUAUAAGUAAAUUUUGCAUGAUUUGUGUAAAUAAUCAGAAAAAUGGAUAUGAUAGAAUGCUGUUAUAACGCUGAAGCAGAGUUACAUAUAUCCAACGAUAGUGUAAUGUUGGAUGAAAAAUCAGGAGUUCUUGACCAAAUAUCAGAAGAAAAUGGAGCUAAUGUAGGAAGAGAAAAUACGAAGUUGAAAAAUAAUAUGAGAUUUAUAGAUGCUUUUGAACAAUUCAUACAUAAAAAAGAAGAAUACAUCAUCAAGGAUGGAAAAAGUUACUCAAAUUGCUCAGUUACCGAAGUGGAUGGUGAUACAUUAUCAUCUGUCCCUUUUACAGAAGAAAAGCCUCUUAUAUUCGAACCACUGAUUAAUAACUCCAAACUGACUCACAUAGAUAGUGAUAAAAGUCACAUAGGUCCUGUAGUUGAAGAAAAUAGUCUUGAAAACCAUACAGGAUAUGGCUAUGCGUCCAGUCUGGAUGAAGACAGUUACUCAAAUUGCUCAGUUAACGAAGCCGAUGCUGAUACAUUAUCGUCUGCCUCUUUUACAGAAGAAAAGCCUCAAUUAAUUGAACCACUGAUAAAUAACUCUCAAAUAGCUCACUCAGAUAGUGAUAAAAGUCACAUGAGUCCUGUAGUUGAAGAAAAUAAUCUUGAAAACCAUACAGGAUGUGGCUAUGCUUCCAGUCUGGAUGAAGAAAGUUACUCAAAUUGCUCAGUUACCGAAGACGAUGCUGAUACAUUAUCGUCUGCCUCUUUUACAGAAGAAAAGCCUCAAUUAAUUGAACCACUGAUAAAUAACUCCCAAAUAGCUCACUUAUAUAGUGAUAAAAGUCACAUGAGUCCUGUAGUUGAAGAAAAUAAUCUUGAAAAUCAUAUAGGAUGUGGCUAUGCUUCCAGUCUGGAUGAAGAAAAUUACUCAAAUUGCUCAGUUACCGAAGCCGAUGCUGAUACAUUAUCGUCUGCUUCUUUUACAGAAGAAAAGCCUCAAUUAAUUGAACCACUGAUAAAUAACUCCCAAAAGGCUCACUUAGAUAGUCACAUGAGUCCUGUAGUUAAAGAAAAUAAUCUUGAAAACCAUAUAGGAUGUGGCUAUGCUUCCAGUCUGAAAGAUCAAGAAGAAAAACUUUUGCCUACUGAAAACCUUGAACACAUUAAACCUCAUCACUAUCAGUGUGAUUAUUGUGACUAUUUUACAAAUAGAAAAAGUGCCCUCCGAAUUCAUGUCGAGUCUGUUCAUUUAAAUAUGAGGAAACACAAGUGCCAGUUUUGUAAUCAUGCUUCUAAUGAUAAAACUUCACUUAAGAGCCAUAUUAACGUUGUUCAUUUGAAUAUCAAGGAACACAAGUGUCACUUAUGUGAAUAUACCGGGAGUAAAAAAAGUUACGUUGAAAUGCAUGUGAAAGCUGUUCAUUUAAAGAUAAAGAAACACAAGUUUCACUUAUGUGAUUUUGCUGCAAGUCGGAAUCAUGAGCUGAAUAUGCACAUAAAAUCAAAUCAUGCUUCAACUAUACAGAACGAUUUCGAUGUACACAGAAAUUCCGUUCAUUUGAAAAAUAAGAAAUUCGAGUGUAAGCUAUGUGAUUAUGUCGCAAGAAGAAAAGAUAGCCUCGAAAAGCAUGUUGAUGCUGUUCAUUUAAAAAUCAAGGACCACAAGUGUCACUUAUGUCAAUAUGCUACAACUGAAAGAAAAAUCCUCAAACAACACAUAUCAGGGGUUCAUUUAAAAAUUAAAGAACACAAAUGUCAUUUAUGUGAGUAUGCUGCUACUCAGAAAGGUCGACUUGAAAUUCACAUAAAAUCAGUUCAUUUGAAAAUUAAAGAUCAAAAGUGCCACCUGUGUGAUUAUGCUUCAAGUCAGAAAAAGGAUCUGAAUAGGCACAUGAAAUCUGUUCAUUCAAUAACUAAGGACCGCAAACACAAGUGUGACGUAUGUGAAUAUUUUGCUACUGAAGAGCAAAGGCUUGAGGAACACAAAAAAAUUGUGCAUUUGGGAAUAAAGAAACACAAGUGCGAUCUAUGUGAAUAUGCUACGAAUGAAGAAGAAAGGCUUGAAGAACACACAAAGAUUGUUCAUUUGGGAAUAAGGGAACACAAGUGUGAUUUAUGUGAAUAUGCUGGGAGCAAUGAAAGAACCCUUAGAAAACACAAAACAAUCUUUCAUUCGAAGACUAAGGAUCACAAAUGUCACUUGUGUGAGUAUGCCGCUCAUCAGAAAAGUGUGCUUGAUAAACACAUAAAAUCAGUUCACUUGAAAAUUAAAGAGCACAAGUGCCAUCUAUGUGAUUAUGCUGGGAGUACAAGAAGUAAAGUUAGGAUCCACAUAAAAUCAGUUCAUUUGAAAAUUAAGGAUCAAAAGUGUAACUAUUGCGAGUAUGCUUCAAGUACAAAAACAGACCUUCAAAAGCAUGUGGACAUUGUUCAUUUAAAUAUUAGGAAAAAACGCAAUUGAUGUCCAAGUAUGUUAUGAAUAAAAAAAAUAAUAAUAUCCUGUUAUUCUUUGAAAUAUAUUGUGUAGAAGA